Malus domestica (apple) is the source of this 738-nucleotide messenger RNA. The record is from RefSeq and is a predicted model, not a curated record. Lineage: Eukaryota; Viridiplantae; Streptophyta; Magnoliopsida; Rosales; Rosaceae.
AUGAAAACUCCUCUGCUUUCAUGGCUUUUCUUACUCCGCAUUUGCUAUGUUUCACUCACCUUCCAUACGUUUGUGGUCUCUACCCAAUGUCCCGGCGAUCAGCAAUCUUUGCUGCUGCAAUUGAAGAACACCCUCACAUUUGACCCUGCAACGUCUCAAAAACUUGUGAACUGGAAGAAUGGAUCGGAUUACUGCUCUUGGGAAGGAGUGUCCUGCAAAGAGGGUUGUGUUUCGAAUCUGGACUUGAGCAACGAGUGGAUUACUGGUGGACUUGAUAAUUCCAGUCCUCUUUUCGGUCUGAAGUCGAUCGAGAACCUGAACUUGGCUAACAACUCCUUCAACUACACUCAGAUUCCUUCCGAGUUCAAGCAGCUAACCGGUUUGCAUAACCUGAACUUGUCGUGUGCUGGCUUUGCGGGGCAGAUUCCCAGAGAAGAUCUUCCAGGGUUACUACCGAACUCUAUUGGCAACCUCAAAAUGUUGUCCAAGAUAGAUCUUCGGGGGUGCAAUUUCACUGGAUCAAUCCCAAGUUCAAUAGCAGACCUUCAUCAAUUGGUUUAUUUUGACUUGUCAUGGAACAAGUUCAAUGGUUCAGUUCCAUCCUUCAGUAUGGCCAAGAAUCUGACCCUAAUAUAUCUUUCUGCCAAUCUACUUGAUGGGACUAUUCCGUCAUCUCUGUUUUCUCUUCCCAUGCUGCAAGGUUUAGAGCUUUCUAACAAUCACUUCUCUGGCCAGUGA